CCUCUCUGCCUGCAGGCUGGGGAGGGGCCUCCUGGAAGCAGGACAAAGGGCAGGAGAUGGGGGCAAAUCCCAGUAGAACUGGGGCCAGAGCACUUUUUCCUAGGGCUGUUGCUGCCAGUGGGUGGGCCUGAGGGAGGCCGGGCUGGGGGACUGGGGUCUCUUGCUUACUUCCCAGGUCCUUCAGACCCCUCUCCCAGAGCUCCCAGCCCACCAAGAGCCCUGUCUCCCCCUUACUCCUCUCACAGUUGGGCCCCGGAUGACCACAGAGCCCCAAUCCCUGCUCGUGGAUCUGGGCUCCGAUGCGGUCUUCAGCUGUUCCUGGACAGGCAACCCCUCCCUGACCAUCGUCUGGAUGAAACGGGGCUCGGGCGUGGUGCUGAGCAAUGAAAAGACCCUGACCCUCAAAACCGUCCGCCAGGAGGAUGCUGGGAAGUAUGUGUGCCGAGCCGUGGUGCCCCGGGUGGGAGCCGGGGAGCGAGAGGUGACCCUGACUGUCAAUGGACCCCCCAUCAUCUCCAGCACCCAGACCCAGCAUGCCCUGCACGGGGAGAAGGGCCAGAUCAAGUGCUUCAUCCGAAGCACGCCGCCACCCGACCGAAUCGCCUGGUCCUGGAAGGAGAACGUGCUGGAGUCGGGGACGUCGGGGCGCUACACGGUGGAGACGGUCAGCACCGAAGAGGGGGUCAUCUCCACGCUGACCAUCAGCAACAUCGUGCGGGCCGACUUCCAGACCAUCUACAACUGCACCGCCUGGAACAGCUUUGGCUCCGACACAGAGAUCAUCCGGCUCAAGGAGCAAGGUGGGGGCCGCCAGGGCCACCAGGGGAUGACAGGACCGGCAGGGCCCCAGGCAAGGUCUUCCAGGGUCUUGAACCAACAGAGCCCAGCUGAGGCCACAGGCAGGUUGAGCCUGAGGACAAGCCACAGAGCACUUCCUAACUUGUUCCACAGCCUUGGUCAGGUCACAGGAAGUGGCCCUCUGUGGUCCAGUUCCCCCAAGGCCAAGGCACACCAGGAAAGGAAAGGGGGAGGAAACCUGCUUAGGUUGGUGGUUCUCCAGGAUGGUGUUUCAGGAAAAGGUGACCACAGAGCAAGCCAAGCUGAUUGCCAUGAGGAGCCUUCCAGCAGCUUCUAAGGGCCCUGGCUUCUGUGCACUCGGCAUUUCCCUAGUGUCCUUAGGGGGGUGUCAU
Messenger RNA from Mirounga angustirostris (Northern elephant seal), 1190 nucleotides. Its product is annotated as kin of IRRE-like protein 3. The transcript has 4 exons. Gene Ontology annotation, molecular function: cell adhesion molecule binding. Gene Ontology annotation, biological process: cell-cell adhesion; synapse assembly. Lineage: Eukaryota; Metazoa; Chordata; Mammalia; Carnivora; Phocidae. The record is from RefSeq and is a predicted model, not a curated record. Gene Ontology annotation, cellular component: cell-cell junction; plasma membrane. Bases 257 to 1135 code for a protein of 292 amino acids.